GGUGGGGGCGGAACUCUUUUUCUGGCCCGACAGCAGCUGGGGGCCUUCGGGCGGCAUGGGUUGGUUUCAGGAUUUGUUCCGCGUCUUGUGGAGACCGCUGUCAAAGGAAGUGAAGGAGCUAGUGGGCACAGACCGGUUCGGCAACAAAUACUACUACAUCCCGGAGUACAGGAACUGGAGAGGACAAAUUAUUCGAGAGAAAAGAAUUGUAGAAGCAGCAAAUAGAAGAGAAAUAGACUAUGAAGUAGGAGACAUCCCAGCAGAAUGGGAAGCUUGGAUUAGAAAAACAAGAAAGACUCCACCUACCAGUAAGGAAAUACUAAAAAAUGUAAAAUAUAGAGAAGAAAUUAAAAUGAAAAGCAAAGAUAUUUAUGAAGAAGAAAAACUCCUUGAUGAAGAGAGCAACAAGGAACUCUUGGCUCCACCAGUCCAAACUCAGAUUAAAGGUCAUGCCUCCGCUCGGUACUUUGGAAAAGAAGAACCCUCAGUGGCUCCCACCAGCACUGGUAAAACCUUUCAGCCAGGAUCCUGGAUGCCGCAAGAUAGCAAGAGCCACAAUUAAUAAAUGCACUGUGGUAAAAUCAUUUCAUUUUUAUGCAUGUGACUAUUUUAACAAAUAAAAGUUACUUUGUAUUUUCCAACUGUA
Vicugna pacos (alpaca) is the source of this 646-nucleotide messenger RNA. It is a transcript of the gene NDUFAF2, whose product is annotated as NADH:ubiquinone oxidoreductase complex assembly factor 2. The record is from RefSeq and is a predicted model, not a curated record. Gene Ontology annotation, cellular component: respiratory chain complex I; membrane; mitochondrion. Gene Ontology annotation, biological process: mitochondrial respiratory chain complex I assembly. Lineage: Eukaryota; Metazoa; Chordata; Mammalia; Artiodactyla; Camelidae.